This is a messenger RNA of Funneliformis caledonium, 354 nucleotides long. The record is from the annotation of a GenBank genome assembly. Lineage: Eukaryota; Fungi; Glomeromycota; Glomeromycetes; Glomerales; Glomeraceae.
AUGUUUAAAGUGCUAUGUGCUAUUACUAUAAUGCAACUGGAUGGGUACGUCCUAACUGGUUGUCAGGCUAUAUGCUGUGUUAUGAAUGAAAAAGUUUCUGAAAGUGUUCUCUAUUUCUGGACAAUGACUGAAAAAAAACGCUAUGGAGAUCGAAUUAACAUCGCAAAGGCUAAUGGUGUUUUGCGUAUACUCGAAGCCACAACCGCUAGUCAACAGCACGUUUUUACUAUCACAACUAAAAUCAUUGAAAAAUACAAUCUUAAUUCUAAAAUAAGUCUAUUUGAACUUAGUCAAUAUACCUUAGAAUUUCUUGAAAAUCUUACAGAUGAUAGAAAAAGAAAUCAAGCUCAAUGA